GUCAUCACAGCAGUCAGUGAUCUCUUGACCUUUAGACUUCCACAUCACAGUAUGGAGUUGGCUCCAAGAUAAGAAACAGAAUAAAUUCUAUAGACAGGCCUGAAUCUCCACUUGCCUGUGGCCAGCACAUCCGAGACGAUGGCAUUCGACGGUACUUGGAAAGUGAACCGGAAUGAGAACUACGACGAGUUCAUGGAAAAAAUGGGGAUCAACAUGGUGAAGAGGAAGCUUGCAGCUCAUGACAAUCUGAAACUGGUCAUCAUACAGGAGGGGAACAGAUUCACAGUCAAAGAGUCCAGCAACUUCCGAACCAUUGACAUUGUGUUUGAACUUGGCACUGCCUUUGCUUACAGCCUAGCAGAUGGAACUGAACUCAGUGGGACCUGGAGCCUUGAGGGAAAUAAACUUGUAGGAAGAUUCAAACGCGUAGACAAUGGAAAGGAACUGAAUACUGUCCGAGAAAUUACAGGGGAUGAGCUCAUCCAGACCUACACGUAUGAAGGAGUAGAAGCCAAGAGGAUCUUUAAAAAGGAAUAAGCACAGUUCUCAGGCACCGCCCGCCCAGAAUACAUAUGCUGGAAGUCUGUCCCAUUCA
Messenger RNA from Marmota monax (woodchuck), 595 nucleotides. It is a transcript of the gene Fabp2, whose product is annotated as fatty acid binding protein 2. The transcript has 4 exons. NCBI's taxonomy places the organism in Eukaryota, Metazoa, Chordata, Mammalia, Rodentia, Sciuridae. The record is from RefSeq and is a predicted model, not a curated record. Gene Ontology annotation, molecular function: fatty acid binding. Gene Ontology annotation, cellular component: nucleus; cytosol. Gene Ontology annotation, biological process: fatty acid transport. The coding region runs from base 139 to 537 and encodes 132 amino acids.